Messenger RNA from Phaedon cochleariae (mustard beetle), 2962 nucleotides. NCBI's taxonomy places the organism in Eukaryota, Metazoa, Arthropoda, Insecta, Coleoptera, Chrysomelidae. The record is from the annotation of a GenBank genome assembly.
AGUCUUCCCAGAGCCUUUUCCUACGUCGGUUCUUCAUUCGUCGUUCUUCCAAUUAUUUGUAUAAACUCUAAAUUUUCAAUAAUUACACUUUUCGAGGUCGAAACCAGACGAUUCCGAUUCAAGUUAGAGCUUCCGAAUGUGUUGGCUAACGAAAACUUCAAUUAUCAAACGAUGUUAACGGCAACGUGCUUACGACAUUCACCUGUUACUAUCGCGCUAACUUCUAUCAACCGUAAAAUAUAACUCUUGGUGUAGAGCUUCAAUUUAUCAGAAACACCAAUAACGUGGAACUCAUAUCGAUAUGUCAAAGCUAGAGUGAGCUGAACGGUCGUUCAAUAUAAUAAUUAAUACGUACCUUACCUGUUGUGAUAUCGUUUUAGUCAGUAGUUUUUUACCCCAUCAGAAUCACCAGUAGAAGUAGACAUAUCAUCAAAUAUAGAGCUUUUACUUAUAUAGAGCUAGAUUAGCUGGAACUUAGAGAAGUUCCUUCACACCUCAUAAUACGGGGGAUGAUAAUAAGUAUAGGUUUAAUAUAGAAUCUCUUCAAGAGACGUGUUCAACUAUUUUUGGGCGUGUAAAUUCUAAUGUAUGCGAGUGAUCUGUUCGGAGGAAAUGACAGGUUGUCGUGACAGCUGAGUGUUUUGAGAAAGGGAAAUCCUGAGGAUCAGCAAUGAGUCUAUCGAGAUCUUGUUUAUCCAAUCGCAAUAUGAAUGGCAAGAUCUCCUCGCUGGUGGAGCAGCAUGGCACCUCGGCCACUCUGCGUCCGUCGGCCGUUGCCAGGGUCGGACAGGCCGUGAACUUCGCCGUGGAGCGGUUCGUCACCGUGGGCGAGACCAUCGCCGACGACUACCCUGAGGUGCGCCGGGGGAUGUACGAGGCGUGCAAGGAGGCCAGGCAAGCCGGUGGCGCGAUCGAACACAUAUGCGAAGUACACAAUGAAGAAAUAUUGCCAGACAGGACCACCUUAGUGAGAGCUGCUCGAUGUCUUCUGGGUGCCGUCACAAGGGUGUUGCUUCUAGCAGAUAUCGUGGUUGUGAAACAACUUCUUCUAGCAAAAGAUAAGGUAUCUCACAGUUUGGAUCGCCUGGAGUCAGUCAACAAUUUCACCGAAUUCGUUAAAGCAUUUAGUCAGUUCGGUUCGGAAAUGGUAGAGUUAGCACACUUGACGGGCGACAGGCAGAACGACUUGAAAGACGAGAGGCGGAGAGCACAAAUGUCUGCCGCGAGGCAAGUUUUGGAAAGAUCUACCAUGAUGCUUUUAACGUCGAGUAAAACUUGUCUGAGGCAUCCAGAAUGCGCUUCCGCUAGAGAGAAUCGCGACACGGUUUUCUGCCAGAUGAGGAGAGCGAUGGACCUCAUCCACUAUGUCGUCAAAGAUGGCGUGCUGAAUGGGUCCGACUCCAGUGUUCAAUCGGACGGCAGAGAGGAGCUGUGCGAGAGCGACAGAGGAACAGCGUAUUCCUGCAUGAGGCAUCUGCAGUAUCUUCUCGAGCAUAGUAAGAUUUCUAUGGGCUUCGCUGAGUCGGCGGUCUUAGGACUGCUGGCUGGAGACUACACUGCACUGAUGAGAGUCAAAGAGCUCGAAACCGAUCCUUCCUGUCAAGAUACACUUCCUACUUCCUUAGAGGCUGUCUUAGAAAGAACUCAGGAUUUCACUGAUAGUGCCUAUACUAGCCAUGAACAUAGAGAAGCCAUUUUAGAAUGUUCCGAGAGAUUGAAGGCUGAACUGGAUCAUUUACUAGGCCUCUAUGCCAAUAUUGUAGACUUUGAGAACGUUUCAAACUGCCCGGAAAUGGAUAAUUCAGUUCAGGUGUGCAUAAAUUCGGCAAGGGACUUGUCUCGACAUCUAGCCAACGCUGCCAUCCAUCAAGCACAGGAUCUGACCACGGCGACCAAGCAGGGUUUAGAAUUAGUGGCUGCGAUAAGACAGGAGGCAAUCAGGUCGGAAAUCGAUAGACUUCAUCACACCUCCAAUGCCUUUCAUGAUUCCAUUGAUCAUAUUCUGGAGGUUUGUAAAUUAUUAAGACAUGUGGCUGUGUCUGAAACCUUACAGGUUUCUGCCAAAUUCACCGAAAUCAAUUUGAAAGUAUAUGGUCCGCAAGUGAUAACUGCUGCGAAAUGUUUAGCUUCCUAUCCAGGGAGCAAAAUCGGCCAGGAGAAUUUAGAGGUCUUCACCGAUAUGUACCAAUGGCUGGUAUCUGACGUCACGACCAUUGUGAAAGAUGUCCUCGACGCGAGUCAAUCGAAGCCCGAGAAGCAAGUUUAUAUGUCUCUUCCCAGACCUGGUAAACAUGGCUCAACAUCCAAACCAUUGAAAGCUGUGAGGUUAGAUACGGAGGAACAGGAGAAGAUUGCCAAGUCUGGGUUGGAAAUGAAACUGAUCAGCAGUGAAAUGGAUGCUGAGACAGAAAAAUGGCAAGAGAGUAAUAGUAAUCCUGAACUAGAGGAGAAUAAUGAUAUUGUUAAGAGGGCGAAGAAUAUGUCAGCAAUGGCAUUUUCGAUGUACCAGUUUACCAAAGGUGAAGGGGAGCUGAAAACGACUCAGGAUUUGUUCACGCAAGCCGAAUAUUUUGCUGAAGAAGCAAAUCGGCUUUACAAAGUGAUUCGACAAUUCAGCUACCAAGUUCCCGGCGGCACUGCCAAGAAGGAACUGUUAGCGAAUCUCGACAAAGUUCCAACUUUCGUCCAGAGGCUGCAAUUCACAGUGAAAGACCAUACAGUCGGAAAGGCAGCUACUUUCACCAAAGUUGAUAAUGUGAUACAAGAAACAAAAAAUCUUAUGAACGUCAUUUCCAAAGUUGUAACGACGUGCUUCGAAUGUGCCACAAAAUUCAAUCUAGCAUUACCGCAAAGAGUUAGAAUCCCAUGUGCAACUCUAGAUGGUAGACCAUUACCAGGUCAUUUAAGUCCACAGGCACUCCACAGAAUAGUUAAAAAACAAAGUUCCACACUUCCGAGAUAA